GAAGCUCAUGCUGGAAUGGAAAGAAACUAAUCUUUGGAAUACGUGAAACUAUGUAUAGGCUGGUAGAAAUGUUGAUCAGAAGAUUUUCCUUGGUUACCCCAAAUUAUAUCACAUAGUGGAUCAUUAUAGUGAUAUUCUCAGAAGCAUGAUUCUAUUAAGGUUCAAAGCAUUUACUAUGUUUCAGUUACUCGGGAUACAACAAUGAAAAUUAACCAUCUCCUUGCCUUUGUGCAAAGAUACCACAGGGAUAUCAGGAUGGAUUAAGAAAAUGGCACAGUAUCAGGGAAUGAUGAGUCCAAAGAUCAUUCACCCUUCAUUUUAUAAAUACGGAAAUGGACCCAGAAAGGUGAAGGGACUUGCCCAAGGACAUGUGGCUAGUAAAACAGAGUCUGGAGAAGAGAUUUAGUCCUUGGACUCCAAAUCCAAUGCCACUGUGCCUAAAGACUCCUGGCCAAGAUGAAGAGAUCCAAUUGAGAACUUCUCUAUGUUCUAUUUCCAAGGUGUUAGUUUCCCAGUGUAAUUCCCAGCCUCCUCUGCUGCCCCCUCCUGGCCCUGUAGAUCACUGCUGGGGGCAUUAAAACUGAGGGGUUGUGCCACAUUCAGAAAAGUGGGAGUGGGAAAUGCAGAUUAUCAGCUCUCCUGGGGACUGGAAGCAGCUGGGUUGCUAUCUGUCUGCAGAUGAGAGAACUGAAGAACGGAACAGAGAAAGAAAGUGUGUGCCUGGGAGAAAGAACCUGAAGUAAAAGCAGGCUUUCGAUGCAUGCAGCAGCAGCAGCAGCAGCAGCAGGUGGAGCCCCCGGCUGCAGUGUGGGCAGUAGCUCCUGGGAGAUCCUGACUUCGGUGACUUUCUCUUGUUGAAGACAAUACUCUUUCACCCAGAGGUUUCUCUGUCUAACUCUUCCAUUGGCUCAAAAGGUCUACUUUUGAGAAAACUUAACAAUGUCUGGUGGUCUGGAGAAGGCUUGUCACCGGUGCAUUUCUAAGAUCGCAAGUAAUGCCUGCUUCAUUUUUGCUCUCCUGGCUUUUCUGGCACUGCCCUUGUCCAUGGCUUUCGUAGGAAUGAAGUUUUUGGAAGACUGCCCUACUGAGCCACUCAUUCCCUUAUACUUGCUAGUGGGUGGGAUCAUCGGCAGCCUGAAGGUUUCCCUUCUGCUCUACGACUCCACGAAGAUGAGGCAACUGCUCUCCAAGUCUGUUGUGAUUGAUGAUGAUGAUGACGAUGAAUAUCCCUGGAGACAGAACGCUCAUAAAUACUACAUCCACCUCAUCCUCAGUCUCUUCCUCUUCAUCUGGUUCAUCCUGGGCAACUAUUGGGUCUUUUCCAUCUACCUGCCCAAUUUUAUUCCUCCUUUUCACCAGCCUCAGGAUUACUGUGAUAAAACCUUAUACCUCUUUGCUGUUAGUGUCCUGGUUAUAAGUCAUUCAGUGCUCUUUUUACUUGUCUUUUGUAGCUGUUGUAUAUAUGUCUUUUCUAGACAAAGAUAUACUGCAGAGGAAGACUAGGACCUCAGUCAUUCAAAAAAAUAAAACAAUGAAGAAGCCACAGAAAUGCCCUUGUGAAUGCCUUCCUACAGAGUGGGCUUUCUUAACAUGGGGGGUUGUGAACCUGUUUUAAAAAAUAUUUUGAUAACUAUUUCAAUAUCAUUGGUUUCCUUUGCAAUCCUGCUUAUUUUAUUUUUUGCAUUUGAAAACAUUAUUCUUAAAAGGAGUCAGUGAGGUGGUGCAGUGAAUAGAAUACCUGGCCUGGAGUCAGGAAGACCUGAGUUCAAAUAUUUUACUUAUUGUGUGACCCUGGAAAAGUCAUUUAACCUUAUUUGCCUCAGUUUACUCAUCUUUAAAUGAACCUAGAGAUGGCAAACCACUCUAGUAUCUUUGUCAAGAAAACCUCAAAUGGGAUCAGGGAAAAUUGGAUGUGACUGAAACAACUGAACAAUUUUCCCUAAGCUUUGACAAAUUUCCAAAAGGGCCCAUCAUUCAAAAAAAAAAGUUUAAAACCUCUGUUCUACACAAAACUUACUGAUUUUGUAGGGAACUCCGCUUUUUCCUUUUUCAUUCAUGUGAGACACAGUAGCUUGGUGCUGACAGAGGAAAGUUCAAUAAGUCAGCCAAUAAGUAUUUAUUAAAUGCUUACUAUGUGUCAGACACUCUUCUAAGCCCUGAGAUUCCAAGAAAAACAAAAAUAGGCGUCUGCCCUCAAGGAGCUUAUGUUCUAAUAGUGAUGGAAAGGAAACAUCACAAAUGGAAGGGAUCCUUUUUUGGAGAUUAGUAGCCAUGUGGUAUUGUAAAACUGUUGUCUUGGCUUUGAGUUUAUACUUCUCCCUGCUCUCUGCUCUCCAGCCCCUGUCUAGAAUUUAGUUGAUGGAUAUAUUGUAGACAGUGAUAUCAAACUCAAUAAGAAAUGGUUAUCUAUCUAUCUAUCUGUCUGUCUGUCUGUCUUUCUGUCUGCCUAUAUAUCUAUCUCUCUUUCUGUCUAUCCAUCUAUAUCUGCCUUCCUAUCUACCUAUAUGUCUGUCUGUCUAUCAUCCAUUCAUCCAUCCAUCUAUCCAUCCACCUACCCACCCACUCAUCUGUCCAUCCAUCUGUCUGUCAACCUAUCUAUCUGUCCAUCCAUCCAUCUAUUUACCUAACUACUUAUUACCUAUCUAUCUAUCUUCUGUCUGUCUAUCUCUCUGUCUAUGUGUCUAUGUAUGUAUGUAUGUACCUUUCUCUCUGUCUCUCCAUCUGUCAAUCUAUCUAUAUAUGUAAGAAUCUCUGUGGGCACAUGCUGACCUAUAAAACCACAUAUUGACAUUAUCUAUGUUUUAUUGCAUCUUUAUUUUCCAAAUUAUGUUUUUAUCUGGUUCGGGCUAAUAAGCUACCCGUGGGCCACCUAUUUGAUACUUUUAUUGUAGACAACCAGUCUAAGUGAGCCUGUGGACAACCUGCAUGUAUUUGAGGCUGCUGUCCCUAAAUAUACAGUGAAAUGAGCACCUUCUUAACCUGGCUGAGGUUGAACAUUGAGCUUAGUAUACCUUUAUCCUUUUUUGGUAUCCGAGGUUAGGUUAACCUUCUACCCAAGAGAGUGGCUAAAGGAUAGAUGUUUCUUCGGAGGCUUGUUUUCUUAAUGAAUAAGGUCAGAGGGGAUGCUAAUUUCAUAAUUUACAGAAAUAGAUCCUGUAUAAACAGAGGGACCCAGAUGUAUAUUACUAGGUGUAAAAUGGGAUUUUUUUCUUCUUUCCCAAUCAGGUACAUGUGCUGUACAUAUGCAUGUUUUUAUGGUGCCUGUCUCAAAAAAAAAAUGCCUUCCAAUACAUUCUAAUCUAAACCAGCAACAGAGUUGCAGUCACUUGGUGGCACACUACCUUUUAGAAGAACUAUCUGGGUUAUUCAAAAAGCAGAUUCCCUUCUAUAGUUUCUUCACUGAAAAGCACACAUGGUUCUCAGGGAGGCAUACUCUUCAGUCUUUCUAAUAUUGUCAUGUAUAAUGCAUUACGAAAUCAUGGGAUUGAGAUGUGGAGAUGAUUUAGUCCAAUCCUCAUUUUGAAGAGGAAGACUGGUCCAUCUGGGCAGCAAGAGCAGUUCACAGAAUCACAGACUAUUGGUGUCAGUCAACAAAUAAUUAUUAAGCUUCUACUAUCAGCUAGAUGCUGUGCUAAUUAAGCAGUAGGGAUAUUAAAAAAAAAAAAAGACAAAAGUAAGUCCCUGCCCUCAAGAAGCUUACAUUCUAAUAAGGAAGAUAACAUGCAAACAUACAUGCUACAUACAGGUUAAGUAGGAAAUAAUCAGCAGAUGGAAGGUGUUAGAUGCUUUCCAUCUUCUGUAAUGUGGAGUGCCUGGAAUUGAACAUAGUACUGCAGAUGUCAUCUAACUAGGGCAGAUUAUCACCUUCAUGCCAGAUGCUCUAGACCUCUCCUCAUGCAGUCUAAAAUGGCAUUCCUUUGCUUGAUUUCUUUAUCACACUGUUGACUUUUAAGUUGACUUUAUCACACUGUUUAUUUUAAGCUAACAAUACCAAAAACUGCCCCAAUCUUUUUCAGGUAAAUUUCUAUCUAGUCUCUCUAGCUUGUACCUGUAGAGGUUGGUUUCUUGAAGCCAAGUGUAAGACCUUUCAUUUCUUGCUAGUUUGAUCUUACUAGAUUCUACCCAAGUUCAUUUCUAACCCUAAAUUUGCUUCUAACCUUAACUCUAGUUCAGAGACUGGAAAACUCUGGAUUGGGCCAAAUUUGAAUUGUUUCCUUUUUUAUAUGGCACAUGAGCUAGGCAUGGAUGUACAAAAACAGGGGGUAGGCUGGAUUUAGCUCUCACGUGAUAACUUUCUGGCCCUUGUACUAGCCCAUUGAGCUCUUUUUGGAUCCUGACUGUCUUCUUGUGAGGACAUCUCAUUGAUAAAGUUGUCAAGCAGAUAAAGCCAUGAAGAUAUAUCAAAGGGUUCCCAUUUGGAGUUGAUCUUGUAAGUUGACAUCGAGUCAUUCAUUAAUGGCUAAUUUUUUUUUGUUCAGUCCUUCAAUUAGUUCGAAAUCCACUUAAUUGUACUCUAUUACCUAGCCCAGCUUUUUCAAUCUAAUCUAUAAGGAUAACAUGAGAGAUUGUAAAAAAUGCUUUGGUGAAACUUGAGUAGAGUUUUCAUUGCUUAAGGAACAAUGCUUAGCAAUGCUUUCUUGGUUGGGCAGAGGGGAGAAAGUCCUUGCUUUCUCUUCCUUUAGAUUUCAUCCAUGCAUUAAGGAAGUUUCUUGCUGGAGUAUAUAGCAGUGGCUGUUAUGGGAUUAUGAGAUUCUUUCCACUAUUUGUAAUCCUAUUGGUCUUGCUCCCAGAGAGCAAAAGUAUGUCUCCUCCUAGGGGAAACUCAGUUCAAAUGGGCAUCAUGUUGAUAUAAGACUGUUCACAUUAUCUAGCUAAGUUUCAAUGCAAUAUGGUAGAAUUGGAGCCCCUGAAAGUCCUGGUAGUUCCAAUUAACACUUGGAAAUCUACAUCAUCACCAUCAAUGACGAAUCUCCUGGAAGGACCAAUUUCUGCUAUACCUAUUGCAGUCAUCAUAGACUAAAGUGAGGAAGUCACUUGGUGUGUGUAGACCUUACUGUACCAGUAGAGAAAUUUGCUGUCAGUCCCAUUUACAAGCCCCAUGAUUUUAUGUUACUCCUGUACAUUGUGCUAUGCGACAAUAGGAUUAUAUUUUAGCAUGAGAUGAUGCAGAAUGAUAAUUGAUUUAUGUAUUUUUACAACUGUUGUAAACCUUUGCUAUCUUUAUUUGUAGGUCUUUUGUUUUUCUAACUUUGAAGAAAUAAACUUUGCACAAGCA
Monodelphis domestica (gray short-tailed opossum) is the source of this 5275-nucleotide messenger RNA. RefSeq names its product transmembrane protein 272 (gene TMEM272). Lineage: Eukaryota; Metazoa; Chordata; Mammalia; Didelphimorphia; Didelphidae. The record is from RefSeq and is a predicted model, not a curated record.